Nerophis ophidion (straightnose pipefish) is the source of this 1181-nucleotide messenger RNA. RefSeq lists its product as uncharacterized. The transcript is spliced from 2 exons. NCBI's taxonomy places the organism in Eukaryota, Metazoa, Chordata, Actinopteri, Syngnathiformes, Syngnathidae. The record is from RefSeq and is a predicted model, not a curated record. Bases 417 to 1067 code for a protein of 216 amino acids.
CACACACACACACACAGCAGGCCUAGACAGGAGGAGGACAGAGUGUAUGUACACAGAACAUCAGAGGGUCAAACGCAAGGUUGCAACACUACCUGCCAACGCUGUUCGCUCUCCCCUUGCUGCACAACCCUGGGCCAAAUGUCACCAUUGACGAACAGCUGAUGCCUUUAAGGGGCCGCUGCUCCUUUCGGCAGUAAAUACCAUCCAAACCUGCCAAGUAUGGUACAAAGAUCUGGGCUGCCUGUGAUGUCACUUCCUCAUAUGCUUGGAACUUGAGGGAGGAGCCCCCAAGAAAAAACAAGGAAUGAGAGUAGUCCUCGACAUGUCUCAGUGACUCCGUGGACACAACAACACAUGCAACUAUUUUUUUUACUUUGCACAAACUGGGACAGGAGCUCCUGAAGAGGAAGCUGACCAUGGUGGGAACAAUAAGGAAAAACAGGUCAGAGCUCCCACCUCAACUGCUGACUUCAAAGAACAGGCGUGUCAAGUCUUCCAAGUUUGUAUACACGGCUGACACAUCCCGGGUAUCCUUUGUGUCGAAGAAAGGCAAGAAUGUGGUGCUCAUGUGUACACUGCACGGGGAAGGAAGAAUCUGUGACCAGGAACAUCACAAACCAGAGAUCAUCAUGGAUUAUAACGCCACAAAAGGAGGGGUAGACAACAUGGACAAGCUGGUGACGGCCUACAGCUGCAAACGGAGGACUUUACGCUGGCCACUGGUGAUAUUCUUUGACAUGUUGGACAUAUCAGCGUACAACUCCUUUGUCAUUUGGAUGGCACUGAACCCAGAGUGGAAACGAGUGAAGCUCCAGAAAAGACGGCCCUUUCUUGAGGAUCUGGGAAUGGCAUUGGUGAGACCACAAAUGGAGAGAAGAAAUCCUAUCCCCAGAACCCCAGCCUCUGCAGCCAUGGUGAGGAGGAUUCAGGAGGAGAAUGCUGGUGGCCUGUCUGCAGAGCCUGAACAACAAGAAGAAGUGUGCGGACCCAAGAUGGAGAGGAAAACAACACGUAUAUCUGCAACACACACACACACAGUAAAGCUCUGCCCCUCAAGUGUUGUAUAGGCUAGUGGCUACAGGCCAUGUGUUCAAUGUGUUGUCUUCACUGCUAUGUUUACUCUGUGUUCAUGUUGUUCAGCUUGUGUUGUGCACCUCAAUGGCUUACAUUUCAAGUUCAAC